AUGAAAAGCAAUGUGUGCGGUUCUGUUCUCUGGAUCACAUCAUUGACUGAAAGGUCAUUAUCAGACAAAGCAGGAUUAUUAGUUCUUAUGUGUUCCUUCCAGCGGCUCAACUUCAGAGCAUCGAAUUUUAACAUCCCAGAGCAGCAGUCACAGGUGACAGAAUAUGAAAACACAGAGAAGAGUCAGGAAACUCCUCAAGCAAAAGAUAGCGGACAUUCUCAGACCUCAAAAGAUGAACAGCCUCUCGCGAAUAUAUCUCAUGCGCCGAGAAACCGGAAAAGAUGCAGUGAUACACCAAUAGACAAGGCUAUAAAGCAGUUGAAAAUCAUUAGCGAUGAUGCUAAAAAUAACACCGAAGAUGAAUUUCACUUAUUCUGUAGAAGUUUGGCUAUGCAGUUAAAGCGAAUGCCACUACAUCGAGCUUUGAUUUGUCAACAGAAAUUACAAGAAGUCAUGGUGCAGGAACGGCUGCAGUUCAUUAAUACAUCCCCUCAUGAUUCUACGCGUUCAUCAUCGUUGUCACAUAGUUCUUAUACCUAUGUAAUGUCUCCAGAUACUUAUCAACAUGAGCAAUAUCCUUCGUCCAUUUCUCAGUUCCAAUUGGCACACUGCCCACAACUCAAGAAAAUAAUACUUCGGACUUGCUCCAAACAGCUAUGA
This is a messenger RNA of Parnassius apollo (apollo), 660 nucleotides long. Lineage: Eukaryota; Metazoa; Arthropoda; Insecta; Lepidoptera; Papilionidae. The record is from the annotation of a GenBank genome assembly.